Molecule: messenger RNA, 1773 nt
Organism: Lemur catta (Ring-tailed lemur)
Lineage: Eukaryota; Metazoa; Chordata; Mammalia; Primates; Lemuridae
Gene: SIX2
Product: SIX homeobox 2
Exons: 2
Coding region: 7-897 (296 amino acids)
Biological process (GO): kidney development; regulation of transcription by RNA polymerase II
Cellular component (GO): transcription regulator complex; nucleus
Molecular function (GO): DNA-binding transcription factor activity, RNA polymerase II-specific; RNA polymerase II cis-regulatory region sequence-specific DNA binding
Source: RefSeq, a predicted model, not a curated record
GGCACCAUGUCCAUGCUGCCCACCUUCGGCUUCACGCAGGAGCAAGUGGCAUGCGUGUGCGAGGUGCUGCAGCAGGGCGGCAACAUCGAGCGGCUGGGCCGCUUCCUGUGGUCGCUGCCCGCCUGUGAGCACCUCCACAAGAAUGAAAGCGUGCUCAAGGCCAAGGCCGUGGUGGCCUUCCACCGCGGCAACUUCCGCGAGCUCUACAAGAUCCUGGAGAGCCACCAGUUCUCGCCGCACAACCACGCCAAGCUGCAGCAGCUGUGGCUCAAGGCGCACUACAUCGAGGCGGAGAAGCUGCGCGGCCGGCCCCUGGGCGCUGUGGGCAAAUACCGCGUGCGCCGCAAGUUCCCGCUACCGCGCUCCAUCUGGGACGGCGAGGAGACCAGCUACUGCUUCAAAGAAAAGAGUCGCAGCGUGCUGCGCGAGUGGUACGCGCACAACCCCUACCCUUCACCCCGCGAGAAGCGUGAGCUGGCGGAGGCCACGGGCCUCACCACGACGCAGGUCAGCAACUGGUUCAAAAACCGGCGGCAGCGCGACCGGGCGGCCGAGGCCAAGGAAAGGGAAAACAGCGAGAACUCCAGUUCCAACAGCCACAAUCCGCUGGCUUCGUCGCUGAACGGCAGCGGCAAGUCGGUGUUAGGCAGCUCGGAGGACGAGAAGACUCCGUCGGGGACGCCAGACCACUCGUCGUCCAGCCCCGCGCUGCUGCUCAGCCCGCCGCCGCCACCCGGGCUGCCGUCCCUGCACAACCUGGGCCACCCUCCGGGCCCUAGCGCGGUGCCAGUGCCCGUGCCGGGCGGAGGCGGCGCAGACCCGUUGCAACACCACCACGGCCUGCAGGACUCCAUCCUCAACCCCAUGUCGGCCAACCUCGUGGACCUGGGCUCCUAGAACCCCGCUUGCCUUGACGCGCUGGCCUUCCCGGCUUGGCGCCGGGGACCUGAGAGAGGCGGUGUUCGAGGGCGCCCCGCGCCGGCGGCCUCACCAGGUACUGAGAGACCCGCACGCUGAGCGGGCAGAACCGCCGGCCGGGCAGGGCGGAUGGCUGUCUGUUUUAGUGCUUGUUCGGGAUUUAUUUUUCAACGUUUUCUUUUGAGAUUCUUUGGAGGCUGGGGAACUGGGUCUCCAACCAGAGAAGGGAAUAAAUUAUACACCAUGCUUGUUCUCUCUCUCCUGAUCUUCUCCCUUUCUUUCUUUAACCCUCUCUUGCUUUCCCUUGCCUUGUCCCCCUUCUUUCUCUGCAUUCUCUACUUUCUUCUCUCCUGUUUUCUGUCUCUCCCUUUCUUGCUCCCCCCCCUUCUGUGUCUGUUUCAUUCCAGAUUUCUGACUUGCCACCCUCCUCACCCCGUGUGUCUAUCUCUGUCUCUCUCUCUUUCUCCUCUCCUGUCAGCCUCUUGCCCUGUUUUUUGGCCACUCGGUCUGUACCCCUCAAUCUGUCUCCUCCUGCCUGGUGUCUGUUUGCUUCUUCCCCAUCCCUCACUCCCAGGCUUAGCGGGGUGGGGAGGCGGGGAAGCAGAAGAAAGACCCGGCCUUUGAACUUAGGCGUCUCCAGAGGCCCUCCCCCAUACCCAAGGGGGAGUGGGGCUGCAGGUGUCAGCUUUUUGCUCAGUAACUUAAGUGAAAGAGAAAGGGCGAUGCCACAGAAGCCCCUGAACGCCCCCGGUCGCUGUCCCUCGCCCCUCUCUCUGCGUUGCGCUCUCCUCUUCCUCCCGGGACUGUGGCCUCAGCGCUCCCGGCAGAGCGUGCCUCCCGAGCUGCGGACUUGAC